Zophobas morio is the source of this 1032-nucleotide messenger RNA. Its product is annotated as serine hydrolase-like protein. The record is from RefSeq and is a predicted model, not a curated record. NCBI's taxonomy places the organism in Eukaryota, Metazoa, Arthropoda, Insecta, Coleoptera, Tenebrionidae. Bases 1 to 1032 code for a protein of 343 amino acids. The transcript has 2 exons.
AUGUUCCGACAAGGUAGACUUUUAUUUAGUAUGAUUGUAAAACCGAACUUUAAAAACUCCACCAAUUUUCGGUCUUCAACUGCUAAACAACUAGAUGGUUUAGAAAUUAAAAUUCCAGUCCCGUGGGGCCAUAUAGCUGGUAAAUGGUGGGGUCCGACGAAUAUCCGACCCAUUUUAGCCAUCCAUGGUUGGCAAGAUAACUGCGGCACUUUCAACACAUUGCUGCCUUUAAUCACCCAAGACGUGGGUUUCUUAGCUAUAGAUCUCCCAGGCCAUGGUUACUCUUCGCAUAUUCCUGACGGCUUUUACUACCAUAUUACAAAUUACGUGAUUCUGGUACAACGAUUGGUAGAUUAUUUCAAAUGGCCACAGGUAUCUCUGUUGGGUCACUCUCUAGGAGCCUGGACCGCGUUCUUGUACACCAUAAUAAACCCCCAAAAUGUAGAUCUUUUGAUCUGCUUGGAUGGCCUCAAGCCUUUCACUGACGACGAAAUUCUCAGUACCAACUCAAAAAGAAUCUCGAAAUUUCUAGAAUACGAAAAACUUAAAAAAGAAAAUACAGAACCGCGUGCUUAUACCAUGGAAGAAAUUAAACAGAAAAUCUGUGGCUCAUUUGGUGGUUCAGUUGCGUAUAAGCACAGCAACCACUUAGUUGAACGUAAUGUUGCUCCCUCAAAGUGCCAACCCGGAAAGUACUACUUUACCAGAGAUCCUAGGUUAAAAGCAACCGAAUUAAUUAACUGGAGACAGAAGGACUUGGUACCUGGAGCCCGAGGUGUGCGUUGUCCUGUUUUUCUUGGAAAAGCUAUAGAUGAUCAUUAUUAUUCUAAAGACGAGAAGUAUAUUCAGGAAGUUGUAGACGCUCUUAAAUUAAGUGGUAACUGUGAGCUCCACACAUUGGAAGGAACUCAUCAUUUUCAUCUCAAUAAUCCUGAAGUACUGGCUGGGUUGAUUAAAAAGUUCCUCGAACAACACGAUAGAUCUGAUAGAAGAGUGGGUGGAAUCAAGAAGGAAAUCAUUCACACCCUGUAG